Molecule: messenger RNA, 1836 nt
Organism: Paramecium octaurelia
Lineage: Eukaryota; Ciliophora; Oligohymenophorea; Peniculida; Parameciidae
Source: the annotation of a GenBank genome assembly
AUUUAUCUUUAAACUUUCUAAAUGAAUCCGUAUUACUCUUACUAUUCCAUCCCCUCAUAAAACAGUAAGCAUCUAAACAUUAACUUAAUAGACUAUUGGCAAUAUUACUAAAAUUACUUAGUCCCAUAAUGGUACUAGAUGAAUAAUUAGUAAGUUUAGAACAAUUAAUGUCAAGUGGGAUGCUAAAACGAGCCAUAAUUAGAUUUAAACAAGAAUUAAUCAAAUCAUUUUCAAAUUCCUUCCAAUAACGAUGCGAAUAAUUUUUAAAGCUUGGACAGAGUGAAGACUUAGAAUAAUAUUGAGAAGACAGAUUUGUUCGAGGAUCUGGAUUUAAAGAAAAAGGUGAAAAAAUAAAGAGGUAUGUUUAUUCAUAUGAAAUUUAGGUCACUGGACUAACGAGGAACACUAUAAAUUCUUGUAAUUUGUGAGGCUUCACAGCGAUCUCUUCAAGACGACUGUUCAUAAGAAGUUAAAUCGCGUUUUUAAAAUGAUGGCGGAGGAAAUUUAAACCAGAAAUGCUUGUUAAUGUAGAUCUCAUUUCUCUAAAUUUAAUCCAUUUAUUGAAACAGUAAUAUAAUUUCACAUAUUCGUAGAACAUCCUGAGAAGAAAAUUGUGUAAUGACGAAUAAGUCUAUGAAAAAAUGUUUGAAAAUAAAAACAAACUUGAUGUGUAAUGAAAUGUUUAAAAAAAUCAUAAUUUAUAGAAAAUAAUUAUAUAUUAUAUAAAUUAUUAAAAAUAUAUAAAGUAGCAAAACAUAUGUCAUAACUUCUUAAUAAGAUGGUAUCAUAUGCUGUUUCUAUGGUAGUUUCGAAACACAAGUCAAAGUGAAUUCAAAGUGCCAAGUAUUAUUUCAUGAUAAUUUCAUGAGCAAAGUAAAGCGUUGCCUGACGACUUCGCCUCUUAGAUCUUAAGCAACGACAUCGUUUUAGUGCUCAGCAAUUACACCAACAAUGAAGCUCUGAAAAAUUUGAUUUAAUUGUACAUGGUAAUAAUCUACUCUUAACCUAAUAGUAAGGAGUCGAGUAUUAUAAGGAAUGCGAGGAUCGAGCACAUGAAUACUUCGAAAUAAAGUUGAAAAAUAUAUUUACGAACCCAUCAAUUUUACAGCCUUCGGAAUAACCCAAACAAAGUACACCUCCAGAAAAGAAAAAAAUUGAAGUGCCCACAAUAAAUGUAGUAUAGGCUUCAUAUUCAUUUAUGAACAAACCCAAGACUUCUAAAAAGCCAGAUAACAAUAUACUUUCAUUUAGCUUUCAAGAACCCGUGGUUGAUAAGUUUUUUCAAUGUGGCUCCACAAUCAACAAGAAUCAAAAUAGCUAAAGCUUUUGUAAGAUAAUAAAAAAUACAGAGAGCAGUCACAGUGAGGAGGAAGAGGAGGAGGAAAACACUCAUUAAAAAAACAUGAUAGAAUAAGAGAAGGAGGAGAAAAUCAAAGAGAUUCAAAAUUAGGUUAUUGAAGAAUAAAUCAUAAUUCAAACUGAAGGCAGGGCAAAAGAAAUAGCAAUCCAAUUUAAAAAGUAGGAGAGGCGAAUAUCGCAGGUAAUGAAAAUGAAAUAACUAUUCAAUAGCAAAUCGAAGCAGGAAUGAGUGCACAAGAGUCUAGUAUUCAAAAGCGAAAGGAGAUGAGGAAACUCCGGUCUUAAUUUUCGUUGCAUAACAUCAAUAAAGCCCAGUCUACUCCCACGAUCAAACAAUUCAACCAGCAUAAAACUCCAUAAGAUGAUCCAAAUUGUAUUCCCGAAGAAACUAAUGAAAUAGGCAGUGGCAAGUUGUCUUCAAAUAAGAAGCAUGUAGAAGUUAAUUAAUUUUAAUUUAAUGAUGAGUGUAAAUGAAAC